This is a messenger RNA of Metarhizium acridum CQMa 102, 1140 nucleotides long. Lineage: Eukaryota; Fungi; Ascomycota; Sordariomycetes; Hypocreales; Clavicipitaceae. The record is from RefSeq and is a predicted model, not a curated record.
AUGUCGGGAAAUAGAGAGCCAGCGGCCAUGGCACCAGACAAGAUGAAGCAGUGGACCACGGGGCUGGACGGCAUCGACAAGCUGCAGAUGGAGGAGGCGGAUGUGCCUCGCCCGGGGGAGGGCGAGGUGCUGGUCAAGAUCCACGCCGUGAGCUUGAAUUACCGCGACACCGAGGUCUGCAGCGGCGAGUGCAACCACCACCCGUCGAUCAAGUCGACGCAGCGCCUGGUCCCGUGCUCCGACAUGUGCGGCACCGUCGUCGAGAGCCGGUCCGGGCUGCUCGGGAAGGGGGCCCGCGUCGCGUCCAUCUUCCUGCAGACCCAUCUCCGGGGCGCCGUGCGCGAGGAGGACAUGGCCAGCGGGCUCGGGCUGCCGCUGCCGGGCGUGCUCGCGCAGUACCGCGUCUUCCCGGCCGUCUCGCUGGUCCGCAUGCCGGCGUACCUGACGGACGAGGAGGCGAGCUGCCUGCCCAUCGCGGGCGUGACCUCGUGGACGAGCCUGAACUGGAUGCGGCCCCUGGGGCGGCACAUUGGCACCGACGGGGAGGAGCUGGGAUCCCGCUUCGUCCUGCUCCAGGGGACGGGCGGCGUGGCCGUGGCGGGAUUGCAGGCCGCCCACGCGGCGGGCUACAAGACCAUCAUCACGUCGUCGUCCGACGACAAGCUGCGCCGCGCGGCGGACGAGCUGGGCGCCGACCACACCGUCAACUACAAGACGUGCUGGGAGUGGCAGGGGCCCGUCAUGGAGGCCACGGGCGGCCGCGGCGCCGACGUCGUCUUCGAGACGGGCGGCGCGCGCACCCUCCGCAAGAGCUUCGAGAGCGUGGCCUUUGGCGGCGUCAUCAACUGCAUCGGCUACCUAUCCGGCAAGGCGGACGAGGACCAGCCCGGCGAUGGGGCCAAGGCGCCGCUGCAGAGGCUGAACGUCAACGUGCUGGCUCUGCGGCGCAACGUGACGCUGCGCGGCAUCAUCAACGGCGGCAAGGACCGCUUCGAGGAGAUGCUGGGCUUUUACGAGGCCAAGAAGAUCAGGCCUGUCGUGAGCAGGGUCUUUGCCUUUGCCGACGCCAAGGAGGCCAUGAGGUAUCUGGCCGACGGGAAGCAUUUCGGCAAGGUGGUUAUCGAGGUUGGUGAUGGUUAG